UCUUUCGCGUCUGCAUCGUAAAACUGUUCCUUCGUGCGUCGCGCGUUAUGAAUUUUCCGACGAUCGCACGGAAGAUCGAUCGAUCGUGACCGCGAGGAAUUUUGAUCGAGGACGAUUCGAUGGGGCUUGAUCGUGGUUCCCGUUGAUCGUUUCAUCGGUGAUCGACGUAGUCGGAAGUCAAGGCUGAUCGGGAAUCGACGCGCGAUCGACGAUCGUUUCGAGUAUCGGGAUACAUCGAGUGCAUGUUAUAAGCCCGAAGUAAAAUGUUGUCGCGGGACUUGUUGACUUUCGCGACGAUGGUGUCGAGUCUAACUGUGGUCGCUGGUGCUUCCGUGGAUCUCGAUUCGGGGGACUACGAGGUGCUCGCAGAUAACGAGGGAAAACCCGAUGACAACGACUCACCGUACGUCCGAGAAGUGAGGUGCUAUUGCAAUCAACCGGAAUGCGUGCCUCAAGGAUACAUGUGCCGUGGCAGGGGCUGCUUCACCGAAUUACCAUCCAAUGCAAAUCCGAUAUUAUUAAGAGGAGCACACAGCGCUUACAGUGGUUGUCUCGACGAGAGCUUCAAAGAUCGGCAAUGUCCCACGGGAUACCUCUGUUGCGAGCAGGAUCUCUGCAACCACGUAGAUAGCCCAGCCAUGAGAAACAGGCUCAACAAGACUCUUCAAGUGUUGGUGGGUGACCAGCGACCUUUCCUUGGCCCAGUGCAGCCGAUCAAUCAUGGGGGUCAGUCAACGGAUGGAUGGUUCAAGACUGCCACAAUCGCUGUACCGAUUUGCGGUCUAAUCGUUCUACUGAUACUGGCCAGUCUUGCCAUUAGAUUACUUCAACCCGAGCCUACGCAAAGCGACAAACUCGGACCACAUCGAAUGCCCGAUAAUGGGCCGCCGUUAUUAGGACCACCGAAAGUGCCUCUCGUUUAAUUAUCUCGCAAUCCCAAAGACGUUCGAUAAAGUGUUCUAGCGGAUAGACAUUAGUAAGACUAACUAGAAAGCUAGCGGGCUUAUAUAGCUCCACUUGGCUGUGAAUUUUGUGAAGAAAAAGCGACUGCUGUAAAUUAUAACAUUGCAUGUUGUGCAUCGAUAGCUGCAAUUCCUCUCGACGACGACACUGAAUGACGGUCGUGAAAUUUAAAGAGUGAGAAAGGGCCAAUGAAACAGCACCUUUAUACAUGACGUUGAUUAAAAUGAAAAAGAAAUAAAGAAGAAAGAAAUGAAACGCAUGAUAUCGCCUUUAUUGUAGCAUUGUAAAUAGAUUAUGUAUUUUGUAUCGUGUAUUAAAUGAUAUCGCUUAUUUAGGCGGCGUACAAAUUGUAAUGUAAUCGCGUUUCACGAUGUCGUCGAACUUCGAUGUUUAAAGACGGAUCUAGCCACGGAUUGUAGUAACGUUACAAUAUAAUCUCAUGGGAUACAAGUAUAAUCCUGCAAUAAGAGUAAGCAUUUUUUCCAUCGAGGAACAAUACCGAUGAAAAAUGAAUGAAGAACACUAAAAGUCUGACAUUUGUUUUUUUAAUCGUAUAAGAUACCUUCUUCCGGAAAUCAGUUAUUCUAGUACAUCGUGUACU
Molecule: messenger RNA, 1564 nt
Organism: Eufriesea mexicana
Lineage: Eukaryota; Metazoa; Arthropoda; Insecta; Hymenoptera; Apidae
Product: BMP and activin membrane-bound inhibitor homolog
Exons: 3
Coding region: 264-923 (219 amino acids)
Source: RefSeq, a predicted model, not a curated record